Dentiscutata heterogama is the source of this 448-nucleotide messenger RNA. NCBI's taxonomy places the organism in Eukaryota, Fungi, Glomeromycota, Glomeromycetes, Diversisporales, Gigasporaceae. The record is from the annotation of a GenBank genome assembly.
CUUUUCAAAGAGUUUUUGGAAGAUAAUGUGAUUGAAGAAUUUUAUUUAACUUUCUACGGAAAAAUUUUCAUGGAAACACUUGCUAAACUAAAGGAUGAUAAAUGGGCUUCAACUUUAGGCGAAAAAUGCAUUGGAAAGUGUUUGCAAUCUAAUAAUCAUUUGAUUUCUAAAAUUUCUUUGUUGAGUAUUAUUUUUGAAAACUUUAAUGAAUUAUCAGAAAAUCAUCUUGCAUUUAUAGCAAGUAUUUUAUCUUAUAUAGGGUUUGUAGUUCCUUGUACAAACGUAAAUCCAAGCAUUAUUUCUUCACACAUUUCCAGUUAUGGAAGAUAUUGUCAUUUAUCUAAAACAUCGUCUCUUGAUAUAUUAAUUUCUAAUAUUUGGGUUCGUUGGAUUAGUUCUUUCAAAAAAUAUAUUCCAACUAGUUUUCUAAACUUUCAAGAUGGUCAUA